Messenger RNA from Nomascus leucogenys (northern white-cheeked gibbon), 2688 nucleotides. Its product is annotated as tubulin beta-3 chain. Gene Ontology annotation, molecular function: structural constituent of cytoskeleton; GTPase activity; GTP binding. Gene Ontology annotation, cellular component: microtubule; cytoplasm; membrane. The record is from RefSeq and is a predicted model, not a curated record. Lineage: Eukaryota; Metazoa; Chordata; Mammalia; Primates; Hylobatidae. Gene Ontology annotation, biological process: G protein-coupled receptor signaling pathway; axon guidance; mitotic cell cycle.
GACUAUGGCUGUGCAGGGAUUUCAGAGAAGACUCCUGGGCUCCCUCAACUCCACCCCCACAGCCAUCCCCCAGCUGCGGCUGGCUGCCAACCAGACAGGAGCCCGGUGCCUGGAGGUGUCCAUCCCUGACGGGCUCUUUCUCAGCCUGGGGCUGGUGAGCUUGGUGGAGAACGUGCUGGUGGUGGCCGCCAUCGCCAAGAACCGGAACCUGCACUCACCCACGUACUGCUUCAUCUGCUGCCUGGCCCUGUCGGACCUGCUGGUGAGCGGGGGCAACGUGCUGGAGACGGUCGUCAUCCUCCUGCUGGAGGCCAGCGCACUGGCGGCCCGGGCUGCCGUGGUGCAGCAGCUGGACAAUGUCAUUGACGUGAUCACCUGCAGCUCCAUGGUGUCCAGCCUCUGCUUCCUGGGCGCCAUCGCCGUGGACCGCCACGUCUCCAUCUUCUACGCGCUGCGUUACCACAGCAUCGUGACACUGCCGCGGGCGCGGCAAGCCAUCGCGGCCAUCUGGGUGGCCAGUGUCCUCUUCAGCGCGCUCUUCAUUGCCUACUGCGACCACGCGGCUGUCCUGCUGUGCCUUGUGGUCUUCUUCCUGGCCAUGCUGGUGCUCAUGGCCGUGCUGUACGUCCACAUGCUGGCCCGGGCCUGCCAGCACGCCCAGGGCAUUGCCCAGCUCCACAAGAGGCAGCGUCCGCUCCACCAGGGCUUCGGCCUGAAAGGCGCUGUCACCCUCAGCAUCCUGCUGGGCAUUUUCUUCCUCUGCUGGGGCCCCUUCUUCCUGCAUCUCACACUCAUUGUCCUCUGUCCCCAGCACCCCACGUGCAGCUGCAUCUUCAAGAACUUCAACCUCUUUCUCACCCUCAUCAUCUGCAAUGCCAUCAUCGACCCCCUCAUCUACGCCUUCCGCAGGCAGGAGCUCCGCAGGACGCUCAAGGAGGUGCUGAUGUGCUCCUGCUCUCAGGACCGUGCCCUCGUCAGCUGGGAUGUGAAGUCUCUGGGUGGAAGAGUGUGCCAAUAGCUACUCCCACGGCAGCCCCAGGGGCUUUGUGACCAGAAAGCUUCAUCCACAGCCCUGCAGCGGCUCCCGCAAAAGGAAUUCUGGGAAGUCAUCAGUGAUGAGCACGGCAUCGACCCCAGCGGCAACUACGUGGGCGACUCGGACUUGCAGCUGGAGCGGAUCAGCGUCUACUACAACGAGGCCUCUUCUCACAAGUACGUGCCUCGGGCCAUUCUGGUUGACCUGGAACCCGGAACCAUGGACAGUGUCCGCUCAGGGGCCUUCGGACAUCUUUUCAGGCCUGACAAUUUCAUCUUUGGUCAGAGUGGGGCCGGCAACAACUGGGCCAAGGGUCACUACACGGAGGGUGCGGAGCUGGUGGAUUCGGUCCUGGAUGUCGUGCGGAAGGAGUGUGAAAACUGCGACUGCCUGCAGGGCUUCCAGCUGACCCACUCCCUGGGGGGCGGCACGGGCUCCGGCAUGGGCACGCUGCUCAUCAGCAAGGUGCGUGAGGAGUAUCCCGACCGCAUCAUGAACACCUUCAGCGUCGUGCCCUCGCCCAAGGUGUCAGACACGGUGGUGGAGCCCUACAACGCCACGCUGUCCAUCCACCAGCUGGUGGAGAACACGGAUGAGACCUACUGCAUCGACAACGAGGCUCUCUACGACAUCUGCUUCCGCACCCUCAAGCUGGCCACACCCACCUACGGGGACCUCAACCACCUGGUGUCGGCCACCAUGAGCGGGGUCACCACCUCCUUGCGCUUCCCGGGCCAGCUCAACGCUGACCUGCGCAAGCUGGCCGUCAACAUGGUGCCCUUCCCCCGUCUGCACUUCUUCAUGCCCGGCUUCGCCCCCCUCACAGCCCGGGGCAGCCAGCAGUACCGGGCCCUGACCGUGCCCGAGCUCACCCAGCAGAUGUUUGAUGCCAAGAACAUGAUGGCCGCCUGCGACCCACGCCACGGCCGCUACCUGACGGUGGCCACCGUGUUCCGGGGCCGCAUGUCCAUGAAGGAGGUGGACGAGCAGAUGCUGGCCAUCCAGAGCAAGAACAGCAGCUACUUCGUGGAGUGGAUCCCCAACAACGUGAAGGUGGCCGUGUGUGACAUCCCGCCCCGCGGCCUCAAGAUGUCCUCCACCUUCAUCGGCAACAGCACGGCCAUCCAGGAGCUGUUCAAGCGUAUCUCCGAGCAGUUCACGGCCAUGUUCAGGCGCAAGGCCUUCCUGCACUGGUACACGGGCGAGGGCAUGGACGAGAUGGAGUUCACCGAGGCCGAGAGCAACAUGAACGACCUGGUGUCCGAGUACCAGCAGUACCAGGACGCCACGGCCGAGGAGGAGGGCGAGAUAUACGAAGACGACGAGGAGGAGUCCGAGGCCCAGGGCCCCAAGUGAAGCUGCCUGCGGCUGGAGUGAGAGGCGGGUGGCGGCCAGGGCCAAGGCCAGCGGUGUCUGACCCCCAGAGCCAUGUUGCUGCCGACUCCGUACCCUGCUUUCCCCUCACCCUAGGGCUCCCUUGCCGCCCUCCUGCGUAUUUAUGGCCUCGUCCUUCCCCCACUAGGCCACGUGUGAGCUGCUCCUGUGUCUGUCUUACUGCAGCUCCAGGCCUGACGUUUUACGGUUUUGUUUUUUACUGGCUUGUGUUUAUAUUUUCGGGGAUACUUAAUAAAUCUAUUGCUGUCAGAUACCCU